AUUAGACCGCAAUGUUCAGUGAUCACUGAUCACUGAACAGCCGUGAUUUCUUGCCACAAUUCUGCUGACGCGGCCGGAAAAGUGCAGGCGGAAGUGACCAUGACGCCACGUCCGCGGCUCCUCCUCGUCUCGUUCUACUUCCUGCCACUAUAACAAGGCGACAUUGAUCGAGCACUCGUCGGAGUGGAGGACAGAUGCAUGAUCGGACCGGAGAUUCUUGAGCUCCAUGCAAGGCCCCCGUCGCUACAGACUCGAAGGUCCUCUCGACCCCGAUCUCCUUCGACCAAGGAACCAAGUUGUAGCAGCAGUGCGUGCUGGGCAGUAAAACUUGAGCGGCAUCUUUGGUUGCGGUUCUAUAUAUCAGUUCUAUGCCCCGCUCGCUCGACGCCCUGCACUUAUUGUGGUGACGUCUCCUCUCCCGGAGUCAAAGAUUUAUUCCCUUCAGCUUCUGCUGCACCUUCAUUUCGACGCAUCAACAUUCGUCGUCCACUGCGAGCCCGGCUUCGAAGAGCAGAGACUUCUGCGUGUAAGGUACUGUGGGGAUUGCCUCGCGGAAGGCGAAUUCUCUCAAACUUGCAGGGGACACAGCCACAGGGGAGCCGGCCUAUUUUGUCGAUCCUUGGUGGCAGCUUCCCAACCGCGUGGGCACCGUUUCGCAAGUUUCUGAUCACUGAAGAACCUGUUCUGUCCAUUUCAGCAGCAGAAAUCUGGAAUUGCUGCUGCUGAAAUCUUGCUGAUCGGUGGGAGAAGUGGAGAAGUCGAGAAGGGGAGAGAAGGUAGUAGAGGUAACUUUGAAUUCUGCCGAAUAGUGAGUUGGAAAUAAGCCGACUUGUGGAGGCUUUGUUGUUUCGAAGAUCAGCAAAAUGGCCGAGUACUUCCCAGCGCCCGGAAGGAACCACUUGUUUGUUCCAGGUCCGACCAAUAUCCCCGAGAGGGUUAUGCAAGCCAUGAAUAGAAACAACGAAGACCACCGAUCUCCUGCGUUUCCUGUCUUCUCGAAGGCUUUGAUUUCAGACGUGAAGCGUUUAUUCAAGUCGACCAAGGGAACGUGCUUUAUAAUUCCUACAACUGGAAGCGGCGGAUGGGAAAGCGCCUUGACGAACACGCUUUCGCCAGGCGACAAAAUCUUGACAUACCGGCUGGGGCAAUUCAGUCAUCUGUGGAUCGGACGCAUGACUCGCCUGAAUUUCGAGGUGGAGGUGGUGGAUCUCGAGUGGGGCUCCGGUGUGGACCUCGAGCAGUUCCGAUCGAAGAUUUCUGCGGACAGAUCCCACUCGUUCAAGGCUGUUUGCAUUGUGCACAACGAGACUUCGACCGCCGUCACGAACGACAUCGGUGGAAUGCGAAGAAUUUUGGAUUCGGUGGGCCACCCAGCGCUUCUGCUCGUCGACGCUGUGUCUUCGAUCGCCGGGCUCGACUUUCGAAUGGACGAGUGGAAGGUAGACGUUGCUCUCACGGGCUCCCAGAAGGCUCUCUCCAUGCCGUGCGGCCUGGGCAUCCUCUGCGCAAGCCCCAAGGCCCUCGAAGCAGCGAAGAGCGCCAAAUCGCUUCGAGUGUUCUUCGAUUGGGGUGACUACCUCAGUGCUUACAAGUCGGGAACUUACUGGCCUUACACUCCUUCUAUUCAGUUGCUCUACGGCUUGCGCGCUGCAUUGGAUAUGAUUUUCGAAGAAGGUUUGGACUGUGUCAUCGCCAGGCACCAUCGUUUCGGAGAGGCCACCCGUCUGGCUGUCAAGGCUUGGGGACUGAAGUUGUGCACUACAAAUCCCAUGUGGUACAGCGAUACGGUUACAUCUGUGCUUGUACCGCAACACAUUGACAGCGGUGAUGUGGUGAAGCUGGCGUGGAAGAAGUACAAUCUCAGUCUGGGAGUCGGCCUCGGGGAUAUAGCUGGAAAGGCCUUCAGAAUCGGACAUAUCGGCCACCUGAAUGAGCUGCAGUUGCUCGGGGCUCUGGCUGGUGUGGAGUUGGUUCUUAAUGAGGUCGGAGUGAAAGUACCUCUAGGCAGUGGUGUAGUGGCUGCAGGAACUUAUCUGUCGAAAUCUACUCCUUUGAUAGUCUCUAGACUCUGAGACUCUAGCGAGAAGCUCUGCAGGUCCUUGGGAUCAGGAGGAGGACGAAGUCCAGUGGCUGGACCUCGACCGUGACUUUUUGUUGUUGUCAUGCAGAUGGAUUCAGACACUAGUGGUCUAGAGAUGGAACAAUCGAACUCAACAUCGUCGACUGAGUUUGUGCUCAGCACUCGGAAGUAAGGGAAAUCAUGCCGGAUGAGGAGGAGUCGGCUCGAAGUUAAGGAUCAGCGCUUGUGCUAUUCAAAUAGAGAAACUGGGAUCAUCGCUCUGCCGAGAGAUUCCAUUCGGCCGUACCUGGCCUCCUUGCUGAGGAAAUGAAGAAGAAUCAGUGGGAUGGCCACAGCAAGAGGUAUUUGCAAACGGUCAUUUCAAGCAGGCUCAGACUAUCGAAAGUUGAAGGUUUAGUACGGCAAGUUGGAGUAGGAAUGCCGGGAAGGAGACUGUCAGUGGUACAAUAUUUCUCUCCCCGCCCACCUCGUAUGUCGUAGGAGGUGAAAUGUUUCAUAUUCCUUUAAGCCUAACUGUACAUUUUGCCGGUGGUUCGUCUUUGAAGUCGGAAUUCGAAGAUCAAAACUAUUGUGGUUGAUACAGUGCUGGCAUUCAUCAAGCCAAUCAUCACGUUGUAGACUUGAACUCAGAUGCACCAUUCCCCCAAAUUGUAUAAAUACCUAAGUGUUCGUGAAUAUAAACGGAGUAAACUUGCCC
Messenger RNA from Marchantia polymorpha subsp. ruderalis, 2777 nucleotides. The record is from the annotation of a GenBank genome assembly. Lineage: Eukaryota; Viridiplantae; Streptophyta; Marchantiopsida; Marchantiales; Marchantiaceae.